AUGGUCUGGUACGUUGGGAAAACUCGAAAAAACAUGAAGUAUGUGCACAGCGAGCGAAAGCUGGAUGUUUUGGGCGAUAUGUUCUACAAUCUUUUGUAUCUACGAUUGUUUGCAAGCGAAAAGAGCGUGGAAGAAAGCCUGUGCGAGCUUGUUCAGAGUCUGCCGAUAAACAUCUUCUUGCACAGCGAGAAUGGUGCUGGGUUGGCUCUGGAAUACUGUGAAAGCGCAGAUAUAAGCUUGCUGGAGGCCAAAGCAGAUGGGUACAGCUCGAAGGAGAAAGAGUUCCUGCACGCGCGCAUAGCGAUGUCUAUGCACAUAAAGACGCGGCUGAUGCAGAUCUCUAGAAAGGCAGGGGCUUUGCACGCCUUCAUUUGCACUGAGAUAACCGGCGGAGACGCAGAGAACAUAAAAGCCAGCAGGCCUGGGUAUACGAAGAUCCAGGCCAUUGAGAAAAGCAGGGGUGCCCUGCUUCGGAUCUUCAAAGAAGCUGUGAAAGACGCAUUCUACGAGGUGAACAGCAUGGAGAAGCUGCUUGAUUUGAUAAAGGACACACCCCCACGCACGGCAUUGCCCCGGAGAGUUUUCCAGAAGGAUGAAGUUGCUGAAAGUCUUCUAAAGUGCUCGGGUGCAAGCAGAGAGUUUCCAGGAACGUGCACCCUGUCAAACAGCACCCACUCCCUGGGCUCACGGCUUCGCAACGACAAAAUAGUGCGGAUACGGAACAAGAACGACUUCCACAACUUUUACCCGAGCAGCCCAGGCUAUGAGAAGUGCGCAAAGUGCAGAGAGAUGUCCCCGGUGUACGAGGAGAAUCAGUGGAGGCUUGAAUUUGGUGAGCUUCCUCUCCCAGAAAAUACUGCGUUGGAGUUCUCCUUUGCCCCAGCCAUUUUUCUAGUCUCCCUGUUUCUGAUAGGUGGGUAUCUGGCAUGCGCAAGCAUUAAAGGCCUCCUAGCCUGA
Nematocida major is the source of this 957-nucleotide messenger RNA. RefSeq lists its product as uncharacterized. The transcript has a single exon. The record is from RefSeq and is a predicted model, not a curated record. NCBI's taxonomy places the organism in Eukaryota, Fungi, Microsporidia. The coding region runs from base 1 to 957 and encodes 318 amino acids.